Paramacrobiotus metropolitanus is the source of this 1378-nucleotide messenger RNA. RefSeq lists its product as uncharacterized. The coding region runs from base 95 to 1054 and encodes 319 amino acids. NCBI's taxonomy places the organism in Eukaryota, Metazoa, Tardigrada, Eutardigrada, Parachela, Macrobiotidae. The record is from RefSeq and is a predicted model, not a curated record. The transcript is spliced from 4 exons.
UUGCCAAGCAGCCGCAGUACAACGAAGCCAGCCAUGCAAUGCCUAUGGUUGAUAAACCGGCUGCACGUUCCGUACAGCUGCAGCAUGGAGUACUAUGUGCGCAGUGUAUGGUUUGCAGUGGCACGGAGCUUCGCGAAAUCUGGUUCACCCAUUACGCAGGAAGAUGAUGAACGACACGCUUCACAGAAUUCUCUUAGCAGGAAUACUGACAACAGUACCGCAUCGUGUGGCGCGAGGCGGGAGUGUGGGACAGCCGCUGACAACAGUGCAGCGUGCCGCGUUGGCGGUGCAGCAGGCCGAGGCCAACAUGACCGACAACGUCGUCAUCCUGCCCUCCUUCAACUACGCGUCCCAUCCGGCUAAUAUCGUCCGGGUCCCGUUGGGAGUCACGGCGACCUUUUCUUGUUAUUCCGUUUUCGCGGAACGGGUUAUCUGGCGGCACAACAACAUCACCAUCCAAGGCCACGUUACGAAACACUCCCCGAAAGGUCACUACUACCGGCUGACGUCCAGCCUGAACACCUCCCAACUCCUCAUCCACAAUAUGACCCGCGACGCCGCCGGGUCGGUGGAGUGUCUCCUGUCCUGCCAUAACGACACUGACCUUUGCGUACUCCGCCAGUUCGAGCUGCAGCUGCAACUGCGCGUUGAAGACGUCUUCACGGAGCCCAUGCGCAAUGUGUCCACGCCGCUGUGGAGCUUCUCCAUGAAGUGUAGCGGGUUCGUCGACUGCAGCCAGACGGGUGCCCAAGCGCACUUUAUCUGGAAGUUCGACGACCGCUUCUUGACGGCGCCCUAUCGCUACCUGCGGACCAUCGCCCAAAAGUCACAUGUAGAUGGUCUGCUGUCCACUAGGAUCAGCUAUCCCGUUACAGAAAAAGGAGAUCCCGUCUGCAGCAGCACGCUGACCAUCCGCCUGACCGAGGUGGUCAGCAACCGGUCGGCGCGGGUGGACUGCUGGCUGCGCACCGAUGUGCGCCGCCACGAAUGGUUCGUCCAGUCGGCCUAUGUCCAUUUCUCGCCCUUCGCUGCACUAGAUGAUACCGAUUUGUAGAUACAGACAGCAGCAGCACCUUCUCUGCCAGUCGCUUAUCGUCAUCAGGAGCUCCUGCGUCUUCCCUUCUGGUUUCAACUAGCUGACUGAUUACUUAAAGAGGAUCACUUUAAUUUUCAUUUCGUUGAUGGCGGUGUUUACUAGUGCAUCCGUUUUACUGUCUGCUCAUACGUAGGUUUAUCGUCGGUUACCCAACGGCCCCAUUCUGUUAUUCUUUGCUUUUCCAUCCGGUGGUAGAUUAAUUAUACUGUAGCUUUCACCAAAAAACUUUGCUUUAUACCUUUGCUGUAGUCGUUGUGCCGUUUUCUGUAUCCGUAGUCGUCC